Thamnophis sirtalis is the source of this 1802-nucleotide messenger RNA. It is a transcript of the gene COX20, whose product is annotated as cytochrome c oxidase assembly factor COX20. Gene Ontology annotation, cellular component: mitochondrial inner membrane; mitochondrion. Gene Ontology annotation, biological process: mitochondrial respiratory chain complex IV assembly. NCBI's taxonomy places the organism in Eukaryota, Metazoa, Chordata, Lepidosauria, Squamata, Natricidae. The record is from RefSeq and is a predicted model, not a curated record.
CCAGCACCAUAGAGAUAAAGGAGAGACCGAGUUAAAGGGGGGCGGAGGGCGGGAAGGUGCACGGAAAAGGCGAGUGGGUAGAGUGGCUGGUUUGGGUUUUUUUUUUUUUUUUUUAGCAUAAGGCCUCUCUGCCUAUCGCGGCAUUCUGACUCGCUGGUCGUAGUUCUGAGCCCGGACUGCCGGAAAAAGCCUCAGCGCUUGUCUGAUUAUGGCGACGGAGGACGAGACUAAGAUUUCUAAGAAGUCCUUUCUGCAGGAAAUGCUGGAAAUCCAUAAAAUUCCUUGUGCUCGACAAUCAUUUCUUUAUGGAAUAUUGGGUGGUCUAGGUGUAGGGCUUGGACACUUUUUGGCAACUAGCAAAGUGAGACGAUCCUAUAACUUGGGAGUAGGAGGUUUCUUUGUGACAACAUUAGGAUGUUGGUUCUAUUGUAGAUACAACAAUGCAAAACUAAGGUUUCAGCAACGCAUGGUUCAAGAAGCGAUAAAAAACAAGAUACUUUUUGAAGGCACUCCAUUUGACCCCACAAAGAGAGAAACAAAUCAGGAAAAAAGCCAUUAGUUUUAGCAAUGCCAUUAAAAUAAUUUAUACUGAUUAUGUGUAUUUACCGCACCUUACUGUAAUUUGAUAAAACAUUUCUUGUAUUGUAAAAUUCAGUUUUUUAUUCUCAUUUUAUCACUGCUUUGUAUGUAAAUAUGCUGCUUUGAGAGCAACUUUCUAAAGUAGCACAUUCUAGCAAUGUUUUUUCUGAUAAAUUAAAAAUAUAGCAACAGCACAUUGAAAGCUUUAUCCAUUGGACAAAAUAGCCAAAACUAAAGGACAAUAGUGGUUAGUUACUUUGAUCUUAAUGAAGUAUAGCAGUCAUUUAAAAAUCUCUCAGCUACUGCCUCUGAGCACAAUUUUCCUGCUGUUCUCAGUACUAUAUUAAUAGGAAAUGGAAUAGCAGUUUGCCUAAACUCAUGCUACAAAGAACAAAUAUAUUUUGAAUGCUAUGCUAAUUUUUUUUGAGGAUUACUGGAUUCUAAUGUUAGCUAUACCUUUGUUCUGUAGAUUUCAAUCUUUCUAAAUUGCCAUACUGUAUUUCAUUUUCCCCUUUUCAGAAUUUUUCAACUGUAAAGGUGCAGUGCCUUUAGUUUCUUAAAUUGUCACUUGAUUUAUAUAGUAAGGCACAUGGUGUUUUUUUUAAUUUGAAACAUUUACACUGAUGAGAACCAGAUGAUGUAACUAGAUGACCUUGCGCCAGUCAUUCCUUCAGACAUAAUUUGUGCAGGCUUUGCAUUAAGCUAGUGUCCACAUGUAUGUAUGACAUAUCUACCUAUCGCUUUUUUAAAAUUGGCAUUGUUAUAAAGGAGCCAAAUAGUUGAAAAAACAUUUUACCCAAAUAUACUAUGUAAUAUAUUGUUACUAAUCUCUUAAUGACCCACUGAUCUUGUAAAAUAUCUUAUUGCUAAAAAAGCGGAUGAUUGUUUCCUUAAUUUUAAUUUGGAAAAAGUAUACCUUGUAAAAAAACUCGGUAUGUUCAUUAAUUGCAUAUUGAUAUACAAAGUAUUUGUAAAGAGCGCAGUAUAGUAAUAAAUGUAGGCUUUUAAUGUGGUACCUUUUUCCAAUGAAGUCUGUGCAAGUGCACUGAGAAAUCAUGUUGUAAAUAUCUAGAAGCUGCUGAAUAUCUUUGCCCAAAUCAUAAAGUUGCAACCACAAAUUUUACACAUCCCAAAUUCUGUAGAUUAAAUCUUCUAAAUCUGAGGCCAUUGGUGCUCUGAGUUUGUUUUCUUGCAGACCUUUAAUUACUGUAUAUACUCGAGUA